UUAAUUUACAACAACAACACUGGUCUGAACAUCAGGCUACUAUAUAGGAUUUUAUACAAGCCUUAAUAGCAUCCGAAUAUAAGGAGUCUAGCUAAAUCUGACUGGAGUUCAACGUCCAGGAUGCAUCGGGAGAGAAGGGUUUUCUCGGCUGUCUUUGUGCUCUGCGCGUUAUGGGGCAGCGCUUUGUCUGUGACGCGGUAUUCCAUACCCGAAGAGAUGGAGAGAGGAUCUGUAGUGGCCAAUUUAGCCGCAGAUUUGGGACUGGAACUUGCAGGUCUGGCUCAUCGCGAGGUAAAACUUGAUAUUUUCCAUAGCAAGAAGUUCUUGGACGUCAUCAAAAAGACAGGUGAGCUGUAUAUUGUAGAGAAAAUAGACAGGGAGUAUCUUUGUACUACUAAGACUACCGACUGUUUUUUAAAAUUGGACGUUAUCAUUGAAAGCCCUUUACGCAUAUUUAACAUAGAAUUGGGAAUAACAGAUAUUAAUGAUAACGCACCUCAUUUUCGCAGGGACAGAAUAGAGCUUGAUGUUUCAGAAUCAGCUACAGCAGGAGAGAAAUUCUCCCUUCCUAAUGCAGUGGACCCGGAUGUUGGUAUAAAUACAGUCAAAACCUACCAGCUCAGUGCUAGCGAGCAUUUUACCAUAGAAAUCCAGACUGGGAGUGAUGGUACUAAAUAUGUUGACCUGGUCUUGACAAAGGCUUUAGACCGGGAAGAGCAAGCCGUUCAUAACUUAAUACUCACGGCUGUAGAUGGCGGGGUCCCAUCGCAAUCUGGUACAGCUAAUAUCGUUGUUAGAGUGCUGGAUACAAACGACAACGCCCCUAGAUUCGACCGUUCGGUUUAUUCCAUUAAUGUGACAGAAAACUCCGCGAUUGGAACGCUAGUAAUGAAGCUAAACGCCACAGAUUUAGAUGAAGGGUCAAAUGCAGACAUCAAGUAUUCAUUCACACUUUACACGUCAGAGAAAACACAAUACGUAUUUGCACUGAAUCCAAACACAGGGGAGAUAACAGUGAAAGGAACUAUUGAUUAUGAAGAUAUGAAGUUUUACGAGAUGCAUGUUGAGGCUAAGGACAAAGGACAGCAUCCCCUAUUGGGUCAAUGUAAAAUUGUAGUUGGCGUUACAGAUACAAACGACAACUAUCCAGAGAUAACCGUUAAAUCAUAUAAGAGUACAGUUAAUGAGAACAUUCCAGUUGGGACGGUCAUAGCAAUCGUGGGUAUAAGCGACAGGGACACAGGUGACAAUGGCAAAAUGAACCUAUCUAUAAACCAACAGGUGCCAUUUAUUUUGGACAAGUCGUCUGACUUCCUUUACGAGCUCAUUGUCUCGGAAACAUUAGAUCGUGAGAAAGUUCCAGAAUAUGAUAUCACGCUCGUUGUGACGGACGGAGGAAGGCCCUCCUUGUCUGAUAAUGAAACGAUAACUUUACAUCUGUUGGACGUCAAUGACAACGCGCCACUCUUCCCCCAGUCGUUCUACACUAUGCCCGUUAUGGAGAAUAACGCGCCUGGGGCCUUGCUAAGUUCCCUCACUGCGUUUGAUCCAGACCUCCAUGAAAACCAGUAUCUAGUUUAUUUCAUCAUAGAGAAGGAGAUAGUGAACACCUCCAUUUCCAUGCUGUUUUCCAUCAAUCCUGAGAACGGUAAUCUUUACGCACUAAAGACGUUUGACUAUGAGAUAGAGAAAGAGUUCCUUUUCCACAUUGAGGCCAGAGACUCUGGUGUUCCUCCGCUCAGCAGUAAUGUGACUGUCCACAUCAUCAUUGUUGAUCAGAACGACAACACCCCGGUCAUAGUCUCUCCGUGGCGCGUGCACGGCUCCGUGGUGGAGGAAAAGAUUCCCAGAUCCACCGAUAAAGGAUCCCUGGUCUCCAAGGUGAUAGCCAUAGACACGGACUCGGUCCAGAACUCUCGGAUUACAUACCAGUUUCUACAGGUUACUGACGCCACCUUAUUCAGUCUGGACCAAUACAAUGGAGAUAUCCGGACCAUGAGAAUGUUCAGUUACAGAGAUCCGCGUCAUCAACGGCUGGUUGUCAUCGCCAAGGACAACGGGGAGCCUGCUCUGUCUGCUACAGUUACCAUCAAGCUGUCAACAGUGGAGACUGCCGUUAAAGCCUACUCUGACAUGACUGAAGUGCCUCUAGAAUAUGACAUAUUUUCAGACUUAAACCUCUAUUUGGUGAUCGGCUUGGGCUCGGUGUCCUUUCUGUUAUUGAUCACCAUAUUAGUCACCUGUGUGCUGAAGUGUCAGAAACCGAUGCCCAGCAAAGCGGCUCCUCCCAGUAGGAACAGCGUGAUCAGUGAUAGGAACUCGACCAUCGCAGAUUCGACUCUGGUCUCCAACGAUGCCUACUGGUACAGUAUGUUUCUAGCAGAGACCAGGAAAGGAAAGCUGGUAGUCAGACAGCCUGUGCCAAAGGCGGGCUCCAGAUACAUUGUGUCCAGUUUACCCAGGAGCACCCGCCUGACAGAGACCAGCGAAUCAGCAGCCUCUACUCUGCAGGUAAGAAAACAAUCUUAA
Molecule: messenger RNA, 2529 nt
Organism: Oncorhynchus nerka (sockeye salmon)
Lineage: Eukaryota; Metazoa; Chordata; Actinopteri; Salmoniformes; Salmonidae
Product: protocadherin alpha-C2-like
Exons: 1
Coding region: 121-2529 (802 amino acids)
Biological process (GO): homophilic cell-cell adhesion
Cellular component (GO): plasma membrane
Molecular function (GO): calcium ion binding
Source: RefSeq, a predicted model, not a curated record